Messenger RNA from Aureobasidium vineae, 888 nucleotides. Lineage: Eukaryota; Fungi; Ascomycota; Dothideomycetes; Dothideales; Saccotheciaceae. The record is from the annotation of a GenBank genome assembly.
CCGCGACUGCAUUGCCAUACCAUGGCUGCACUCACACAAUCUUUGUCCAAAUGGACGCAGCUACUUCUGCUGUUUGCAGCUCUAUGCUGCUUGAUUUCACCGGCUGUGUCUGUGAAGCACGAGAACUUCAAAACCUGUGACCAGUCAGGGUUCUGCAAACGUAACAGAGCCUAUGCCGACUCGGCCGCCUCUCAAUCCUCCUCGUGGACCAGCCCUUACGCCCUCGACUCUGCAUCUGUCACCUUCUCCAAGGGCCAGUUGUCAGGAACCAUCCUCAAGACUAUUGCAACCUCCAAAGAAGCCGUUCGUCUGCCCGUCACCAUUUCGUUCUUCGAAUCUGGUACCGCAAGGAUCACUGUCGAUGAAGAGAAGCGUCAGAAGGGAGAUAUUGAGCUUCGUCAUGGCUCCAAAGCCCGGAAAGAGCGUUACAACGAGGCUGAGAAGUGGGCAAUUGUUGGCGGAACCAAGCUCAGCUCUGGUGCUGCCACCGCCAAAGAUGCUGAGACUGGUACCACCAGGAUCUUGUAUGGUCCUGGAAGCAAGUUCGAAGCCAUCGUCACCCACUCUCCUUUCGGUAUUGAGUUCAAAAGAGAUGGAGAGACGCACAUCAGACUGAAUGACAGAGGCCUGAUGAAUGUCGAGCACUGGCGUCCCAAGGUCGACAAGCCGCAAGAAGAGAAGAAGGAAGGCGAAGCUGAAGCCGACGAGGCCAACAAGGAGGUCGCGGAAGAUGAAAGCACAUGGUGGGAUGAGGCCUUUGGUGGAAACACCGACACCAAACCGCGAGGCCCCGAAAGCGUAGCCCUCGAUGUUACAUUCCCUGGCUAUGAACAUGUCUUUGGAGUUCCAGAGCACACUGGUCCGCUCUCCCUAAGACAGACUCGGUAA